CCUCGACAAAUGGGCGGAAAUUAGCGGACAGAUAGAGAAAAGUAGCUACUUUCAAUUUGCGGAAGAGGAUGAGGAAGGCGAAGAUUCGUCGAAUGGCGAUGGUGAACAAGUAGAGGAUGGAGAUUCAGACUCCCCGCGCGCGAGGCUUAGUAGAAAUAUAGCUAGGAGAGUAAACCUAGCAGCACCGAAUGUUCGGGAUUUGAUGGCUCAAGUGGAGUUGAGACCAAAGUGGAGAAAGAAACUUCGAAAGCAGUAUGAAGAUGAUGACAACCACGAGCGCAACCAGAGAUGGAUACCUGUAACUUGGCCUCACGAACUGCUGCUCCGAUUAAAAGCACAGAAAGACGCCACUUGUACUCGUUUGUGUCAUUUGUCCAGUGCCUUUGCACAUCUAGUAUUGGCAAACUUACAUCCAAAUGCCGGAGUCGCAUACCAGGGAAUAGAGCGUGCACAACUCGACAAUGCUCAGUGGUACUAUAAGACAGCGCAGUAUAUGUGGAAACAGUUUGACACUGAAUGGGAGGUGGUCAUGUCUGACCGGUUUUUGACACGGUUUGUGAGAUAUAGAGAGAGAGGAAGCCGGCGUGCUAGUGGUAGUGAAGACGAUAAGAAUAACAAGGACAAGAAGAAAAGGGUAAGCGACCAUCAAGGCGUUAAUGUGGAACAGAACGGAAUUGCGGCGGAAAAGGUAGCUAAACGCCCAAGAAAAGUCGAGUAUUUCGAUGCAAGUCGUGGACACGUUCAGGACGAUGCCCUAACAAACUUCUGCGCAGCUG
Messenger RNA from Amoebophrya sp. A25, 776 nucleotides. NCBI's taxonomy places the organism in Eukaryota, Dinophyceae, Syndiniales, Amoebophryaceae. The record is from the annotation of a GenBank genome assembly.